AUGGCGGUGUUAUCAACAGUUCAACCACGAAGACGACACGAAAGCUUGAAGGGUAGACUGAAGGAGGCCGAUCUUCGGAUCAAUGGAUCGAUCUCGGAUCGUCUACAACUCGAUCGGGAUAGGCUGCUGGAGGAAGAGAAUGCACAUAAGGAUCGAAUGGACGCGAUUGGAGGGUUUCGAAAGACUGAAAUCAUCCCGAUCGGGAAACUGCAGCGGGCGAUAGACGAAUCGGACACGGAGUCGGAGCCGUUAUCGGAAAGCGAAGACACCGCCAGUGCACAGCAGGCUCUCCAGGCACAAGGAGCAGCAGCAGGCGUCGACGAGGCGUCGCAGCAAUACGAUGGUUCGCAGGACUGGCCCAACAAUAACACCAGCAACGGCCAAGAAGACCAACACUCCGACGGGCUGAUGCCCGCUGAAGAUUUGGAUGCUGACCUGGAAGACCUCGACAACGACGAGCUCGAUUACAGCCAUGCUACUACUAACCCGGAUCUAUCCAGUCGACUCGGCCAGCUCGACCAGAGUUAUCAAUCAUUCGAAAGCGAGAAUUAG
Puccinia triticina is the source of this 552-nucleotide messenger RNA. RefSeq lists its product as uncharacterized. The transcript has 2 exons. Lineage: Eukaryota; Fungi; Basidiomycota; Pucciniomycetes; Pucciniales; Pucciniaceae. Bases 1 to 552 code for a protein of 183 amino acids. The record is from RefSeq and is a predicted model, not a curated record.